AUGUCCAUGCAGCAGGUUCCGAGCAACUUCAACGCCGAGGAGGCCGACAACCUCGAGGAUAUCGAGAAGCAGUUUGCUGUCAAGGUCGUCCAGCACAUGGAGACCUACUGGAAGAUCUUGGAGAAGGUCAAGGGCUCCUCACUGCGCCUGACCAAGAUCGACGACGAGAUCUACGAGCACCUGCAGAAGGACUUCCCCGAGUUCGACCCCGCUGCCACCAUCAACGAAGAUGAGAUGAAGAGCAAGGACGGCAAGGAGCGCUGGAGAAAGUUCAUGACGGCCUACGAGAAGAGAGUUGACGACUACAACUUCGGUACCAUGGUCCGCGCCAACCCCAAGUUUGAGUACGGCCAGAAUGACGUUAUUUUUGUACCGCGCAUGCAGUUCUACGCUGUCGAGAUUGCCAGAAACCGCAAAGGUCUGAACGACUGGAUCUACGAGAAGGCUCAGGCUAGCAAUGACAAGGCUUAA
Molecule: messenger RNA, 471 nt
Organism: Colletotrichum karsti
Lineage: Eukaryota; Fungi; Ascomycota; Sordariomycetes; Glomerellales; Glomerellaceae
Product: duf757 domain-containing protein
Exons: 5
Coding region: 1-471 (156 amino acids)
Cellular component (GO): cytoplasm
Source: RefSeq, a predicted model, not a curated record